AUGAGAGGCGAGAUGAAAGAAGAGACGAUAGAAGAGAUGAUAGGGGUGGUGAUCGAAGAGGUAACCGAAGGCCGGGAGAUCAAGAGGUCAAUGGUCCUUAUCGUCGUCAACAACCUCCACGGGGGGUCUAACGAUGAGCCUUACACACAUCUUGCGGAAUUUUCUUCGGUUUGUAAUACUAUUGGGGGACAUAACUUUGCUCUAGAAGAAGUCAAACUUCGCUUAUUCCAAUUUUCACUAAAGGAUAAAGCGAAGCAGUGGUUUCUUACACUCCCGGCAAAUAGUAUACGCACUUGGGGAGAAAUGCAACAAGCGUUCCUCGAUGAAUACUACUCAAUGGCGAAGACCGAUGAUGCUCGUGACGAAAUUAGGUCUUUUCGCCAAUUGUCGGGCGAACCGUUACAUGAGGCCUUUACAAGAUUUAGAGAAAUGAUGCGAAGAUGCCAUCAUCAUCAAAUCGAAAAGUGGGAGUUAGUUAAAUGCUUUGUGCGGGGUCUAGAUGACAAUACAUGGAACCGACUUGAAUCCACGAGCAACGGGACCCUUCUAAGCAACCAUGAAGACGAUGAUUGGGAGUUUUUGGAACGAAUGAGCAAGCGCUCAAAAGAGAAAGAAUCGGCCGACCGAGCCAAGAAGCAUCCUGUUUCCCGGUCACUUCCCGAUCUUGAUUCUAAAGAUCGGAUUUCUACAUUAAAGCGGGAAAUGGCUCGAAUGAAGAAGAAAGAAGUAAACGCGGUUCAAUUUGAAGUAUGUGAAGAUUGUGGUGAUAUUGGGCAUAGAGCGGAACAAUGUCCAACGGGGUGGAAUGACUACACCAAAGAACUUACCAACUCACAACAAGCUCUUACUAAUUCAUACCAAGAGUUCAAGGCCGAAGUGAAGAAAGAGUUCGAAGUGAAGGAUAAAUCUCAAAAGGCAUUAGAGAAGCAAGUUGGGCAACUUGCUCAAGAGAUGGCUCAAAUUCGUGGAAGUGGAGGAGGACUUCCAAGUGAUACCACGGUGAACCCUAAGCACCAAGGGUCGAACUCGAGGAACACACGUGAGGUACCAAUUAAUCAAAUUUCUUUGCGUAGUGGUCGAGUCAUAGAUAGUGGUGUCGAGCCACCAUCACCCAAAAAAAUGAUGAAAUUUAUGGAACUUUUAUAA
This is a messenger RNA of Helianthus annuus (common sunflower), 1146 nucleotides long. RefSeq lists its product as uncharacterized. Gene Ontology annotation, molecular function: zinc ion binding; nucleic acid binding. The transcript has 4 exons. Bases 1 to 1146 code for a protein of 381 amino acids. Lineage: Eukaryota; Viridiplantae; Streptophyta; Magnoliopsida; Asterales; Asteraceae. The record is from RefSeq and is a predicted model, not a curated record.